CCGGCGCUUAAAGGUGUGACGUCAUCAGAGCGUCAUCAACAUGGCGGAGUUCAGUGAGUUUGUGAAUCUGCGGCGACGUUUUAAUACAAACGAACAACAACAACAACAACAAGAAGAAGAAGACGAACAGAGUGUUUGUGCAGAUGAAGCUGUAGAUGUGAAGUCCUCUGCUCGUAUCAACAGUCACUCAGUCUUCUGGAUUAUCUCAUCUCUCAGUCUCACCUAUUAUGUGGAUUUCUUCUCUGUCAUAUUCAACAACAGUGAUAUUCACAGUUGGUGGUUUGCUGUAGGUGUGGUGUUGUUGGGAUUGUGUCUGAGUCUCGCAGCGUUCUGUAUCGUGUAUCUGGAGUGGUUUAAAGGCAUCAAACACUACGAGCAGGAAUAUCCUGCCAUCCCAGCUGUCACCACUGGCGCCUUCAUCGCUGCGUCCUUCAGCUUUAACAUCGCUCUGUGGCCGGUUUGGUCUUUCUUCACUCCAGUGAUUCUCUUCACUCAGUUUAUGGGGGUGGUGAUGUUGAUUUCACUGAUGGGCUGAAACACACGUGAAUCAGGACUCUCUCUUCCGAAGCCGACAGUGGACCACAGGAAGGUCAGCUGAUCUGUGACUGAACAUGUACCUGCCCCCCUGACCCCUCUCUGACCUCUGACCUCUGCUUGAGUUCAGUGCUGAAGAUGCGCUUUAAUGAACUCACACGAUAUUCUGACUUCUCAAAUCAACAGCCAUUCAUAAUUUCCCUGAUACCAGAUGUGUUUUGUAUGUCAGGUUGUGUUUGUUUACAUGUAAACACUGGAGAACUGUAAACUGAAAGAGGUCCUUAAGGUGUUAAAUAAGGUAAACAGGGUGUUUUCUCUGAGGUCCUGUAAAAUGCUGAUUACUCAAGUGGCUUUUAUAAAGUGCAGAUUGCAUUAUAUUAAUAUUAAAACACACACACGUUAACUAAAGAUACACUGUAAAAUCAAAUUAGUUGACCUUCGAGUUUAAGGGAAUCGGUUUGCAGAUAAUGUACAUAUUUGGCUCAAGUAAAUUGAACUUAAUUAUUUAAGUACAGUUAACUAGUUACAAGUAAACUUAAAGGGACAGUUCACCCAAAAAUGAAAAUUCUGUCAUCAUUUACU
Molecule: messenger RNA, 1116 nt
Organism: Myxocyprinus asiaticus (Chinese sucker)
Lineage: Eukaryota; Metazoa; Chordata; Actinopteri; Cypriniformes; Catostomidae
Product: transmembrane protein 128-like
Exons: 5
Coding region: 41-535 (164 amino acids)
Source: RefSeq, a predicted model, not a curated record